GGGCGUUCACCAUAGUGUUCACUCACUCUUCACGUCCUGCGAGAUAGACAACUGUGCGCUGUUGACUUCGUUGGAUCGCAAAGGUGAUGAAGAUUUUAGCUGUGAUUUUAAUUUUCUGCGCUUUAACUAGCGCUAAACCUAAAUUGACGAACUUCAGAAGCGAGAAUCAAGAUCCUGUUGAGGAAAUUGAAGGAUUAUCGGAAGGUAUUUAUUGAUAACCAUAUAUCACUUGUUUGCUCUUAAAAUUGGUUUACCACAAUACUUAAAACAUAAAAACCAGCAUAAAAUAUGCUCAAUGGAAUCGAUUCUUUUUGAGUUACAUGAGUAAUUCAACGCAAGGGUUUUGGCAUGUCAGUUAUUUGGUUUUAGUUUAAUUCGCAUCAUUACGCUUGAUUUAUAAUUUGCUACAAGGAAAAAAAGCAUGAAGGCUUAAAGACAGAUAUUAGUAGCUGAAAAAUCCUCAGACUGAAAAUAACUAAAAGAUGAGCUGAAUAUACGAGAAAAUGACCCUUUAUACCCGUUCGAGUUUUAAUUUUAUGCUCCAAACCGAAAUCGAUUAUAGGGCGGCAAUUGCAAAAUCACUGUUAUCGCGUCACGACUCGCAUACUACAAAUUUGCUCAUUUUGAAAACAGAAAGUUGUUUGCCUGUUGAUACACUGAGUUAGCCUUGGAAGGUGCAAUCACUUCCUCAUGCAACUAUUUAGUACGUAUACUUGCUUCGAAUCUCAUUACAUCGUGAGUAGCAAUCAACAGAAUAUAUACCGCGGUGAUAAACAAAACCAAGUUAACUUGAAUCAAUUAAGAAAACGGUCCAAUCAAAUGAUUCACGAAACGGAAUUUAGACUGAGCUUUUAUUAAAAUAAAAAAUUUUUGGUCCGUUUUGCGUUCUCCGGAAUUCUGGGGGUUUUAUUCCCUUCUUGAACUCGCUCGAACCCGAAAGGGUGAAAUUGAUCGAUUGCUGAUUCGUGUUUCAUCGGAUCACCAAGAGACUGUAUUAAAUAACCCAAUAAAGUAUAUUUGAUAACAAGAUCAGUAUAGUUUAUAAUGUUUCCUCACGUUCGCUGUCUUAUCUGAGUAUAUAGCUUUGAACAAGAACGCAAAAAAGCAAAUUCGUUUAUCAACAAGACAAAUUUCCGCUUUCCACACUGGAACUAACAAACGUUCUUUCUGAAAAUUGUUUCAUUGUUUGGCUGGUUCCACGAGUGUGCAAGACGAAGCGAGUCCUGUCUUCUACCCGACCGUGCAAAGGUGGGCCUGUCUUGCCCACUUUAAUUUGUCUCUUAAGGAGAGAUUUUGGUUUGGCUAUACGAUAAAUCCUUUAUCGGCCAAGCUUGUUCGGUCAGGAUGGCUGAAUAUUGGCCUCGUUCGUUUUUAUAUGCUUCACUUGAGUUCAUACCAAUAUUGGCCAAUAUCUAGGGAUAUUGACCAAACACGUGGUCAAGUGGGCGUAGUUCUCAUCAUCAUGCAUGCAUAAAACAGCGUAACUGACAAAGGACAAGCCUUUGAAAACCGGGUUAGCAAAAAAAACUCAACUCAUUCUACUACUUGGCAAUUUAAGACAAUAAGACAUCUUUCAAAGGCCGAUUAAAAGCCUUUAUUUGACGCCGGGCUGUAAGUUAGUGGUUACUAGAAGUAUUUCAACGGCUCCAAAAUAGAAAUUCGCGAAAUUCUGUCUACAGCCACUUCUACACAAAUCCCUAACCACAAAACGAACAAAAAAAGACAUAAGCAAAUAACUCAGUAAAGAAGCUAUUAGACAGGGGAAUUGAGAAAUUACAAAAUGUUUGCUAACCCGGUUUUCAUAACUCCAGGUAGAUAUACGUUUGUCGUUUCCUGAGGGCAGAGGCCUCUUACAAGAAAAAAAAGACCUCUGCUAUCGGUGUAAGUCUAACCUGAGAUCAGGCCCAACUUUAGCAGCUUCCAUACAUUCUCUUUAGCCUCCCACGCAGACGUUCUUAGGGGUUCGUCAAGCGUUAGAGGCGUAGGAACGCGUGACGAACCUCUAAGAACGUUUGCGUCAAAGAGGCUACUAACAUUCUCUCUUACUUGGUCGCGUUUUCGUUUCGCCUUUCCCGCCAGAAUCAUUUUUAAUACCAAGCGAAACGAAAAUAGAGCCUGAUCUCAAGUUAGCUUAGUCUAAAUUAGAUAAUCAUUUAAUGCGUUCGACGAAGUUAGUCAGUUAAUCUCAGCAUUCAUGUGGCUUUAGAGGUAGUGGAAUUGGGGGAGGGGAGGGGAGGGAGAGUAGUGAACAAUUAACUUCAGUCAUAGCAAAGACAAUAAAUGUACUUUUUAUUCACAGAUGAAACAAAAAUCACUGAGCCCCUCGGGUCGGAUGCUACAGGUGAAUUGGAGGAAGUUGUCGAUAACACUGCGACUUUUGGUGAUGGGCUGAAUGACCACAGUGAGGGAAGAGAGGGAGAGGAAGGAUCUGGCGUGAAUCCAGCAGGCGCCGGUGGACAAUCUCCCAGCCCCCGUAUAAAAUGUUUGAUCUGGAAAUGUGCUUAUAUUUGUCAUCGCCACUUUAAAAGUCAUCCAUUUCGUUGGUGCGUUCAUCGUUGUGUAUUACACUUCUAUUGUAAAGCCCAUCCAUCGAAGUGCUCUAAGAAAACACCUGCGGAUGAGAGGCAAGAAGGCAUUCCUUUUAUUGAAAAGGAGUCCGCUGAGGCUUGAUACAGUCCAGGCAAUCAAUAUAUACGGUAAGACGAGUAGUUUCGCCACUUCUGCGUACUGUUUCCUAAGACCUAACGCUGCCCAGCCUAUGAAGAAAAUUAAGGUUUUUAUUUUGUAUAAAAUCACCCUGAUAAGCGAAGCCUUUCUUUCGCUCUCUCGAUUUUAGCGUACUCAAGAAAGACUCUGCAUGAAUCAAGUAAGAUCUUUGUUGAGCAUGCGCUGCAUGUUGCUAGGAUUGUUUCGAACCCAUUCCUUAAUUAUAGGCGUGCGCGUGGUACAGCAGUUUCGGCUAUGACCAUCGGUUUAUCAAUGAACGAAUGCUCGUAUUCGCAAAAAACCAGAUUGACGAGAGAAAACACGAUCGACUAGUUCAGAAGUUCUGGCUGUGGUGGCUUCAAAAGCUUGACGCGAUUCAGGCAGAACCUUAUUUUCUCCUACUUAUUCAAAAACUCUGCUUGAGGAGCAGCCUCAUACCCAGACCAGUUCGCGCUAUUCGAGUUACCGGAGGAGGCUUGGAACCAAGUGCAAUAGCGAAUUUUCCCAACAAGCUUGACAGGUGACGUCACAUCCAAAAUCGCCGAGGACGACAAGGAACGAGGCUGCUCGCGUGGUGGUAUAAAUUAAAAGCUACCAGAAAUAUGUUAACUGAUCUUAACCAUAAAAUAACGUCUCGCAUCCCCCCAGUACAGAUUGUCAGGCAAAGUUUACUUUCUUUUUCGUUGUUCUACAUACAUACUCUGGGACCGUUAGAAAUAAUUUUUACAAUGAAGUCAAGACUCUGAUUCCCGAAUAUUACCCAGUUACCUGUAAUCAAACGUUUUGUUCAAUGAGCUGAUGAACUCAUCUAAUUGCUUAUCCCUAUACAAUUCAUGAAAUAUAUUUCAGCUUGCUUUGUCAUUGAUCUUCGCGACAAUUUAUUUACCAAAGUAACUCAGUUGUCCGUUGGUGUAAUUUUAGUUCUUCUUCUUAUAACUCCAGGGGGAGGGGGGCGAAAAAAAAUUUAUCUCGCUUCCUCCCAAACCACCCCCGCUCCCUAAGUAGUUUUGACACUCAUCCAAGAUGGCCGCCCGUAACGCAAAGCGCUCGAUCUCGACGAUCUUACGGGAAAAUAGGGGACUGUGAACAGUCUAAACGCCUUCUUUUAACGCAAGGCUACUAAGGAGCACAAUUAGCAACACUAUAAGCACUCAUCUUUUUCUGAUUGCUAUUUUAUCUCUUUUUUCCUUGCAGACUGGUUAUGUCAAGACUUUACAGCGAUGCAAUGCGUUGUCAAAAGUCAUUGAUUUUUUUUUUCAUUAAAGUGUAAUUUUUAUUAUAUGUUUAAACAUUUUUUACUCAGUAGACAAGUACAGACGUCCU
Molecule: messenger RNA, 4029 nt
Organism: Porites lobata
Lineage: Eukaryota; Metazoa; Cnidaria; Anthozoa; Scleractinia; Poritidae
Source: the annotation of a GenBank genome assembly